Messenger RNA from Pyrus x bretschneideri (Chinese white pear), 1054 nucleotides. RefSeq lists its product as uncharacterized. Lineage: Eukaryota; Viridiplantae; Streptophyta; Magnoliopsida; Rosales; Rosaceae. The record is from RefSeq and is a predicted model, not a curated record. The transcript has 3 exons. The coding region runs from base 20 to 1024 and encodes 334 amino acids.
GCUACGCACAUUAUUCUCAAUGAAAGACUUGGGGCCUCUCCACUAUUUUCUGGGUGUGGAAGUCUCCUAUUCGCAUAAUCUGAUGCAUCUUAGUCAAGCAAAGUAUGCAUUGGAUCUUUUGAAGCGGACCAAUUUUCUUGAUGCCAAGCCUAUUUCAACGCCCGUCUGUGCAGGUCAGAAACUCAGUCUACAUGAGGGUGAUCCACAUCCUGAUCCUUACACUUACAGAAGUGUCGUGGGGGCCUUACAGUAUCUUACGAUCACACGUCCUGAUCUUUCAUAUGCCGUUAAUCAAGUGUGUCAGUUCAUGCAUGCUCCUACUACAACCCACUGGAUGGCUGUGAAACGCAUUUUACGGUAUGUUAAAUCUACCUACGCACAAGGUUUGCUGUACAAACCUGGCAGCAUGCAGCUCAGUGCGUUCUCAGAUGCAGACUACGCAGGAGAUCCUGAUACACGCCAUUCUACGGGAGGUUAUGGUAUAUAUUUGGGUUCGAACCUCAUCUCCUGGAGUUCCAAGAAACAAAAGACGGUCUCCCGAUCAAGCACCGAGGCUGAGUAUAGGCAACUGGCCUAUACAGCAGCAGAGAUUUCUUGGCUACGCUCUUUGUUUCGUGAUUUACAGUUGCCUUUUCUUUGUCCACAACUAUGGUGUGAUAACAUUUCAUCGAUAGCUUUGGCAUCUAAUCCUGUUUUCCAUUCCCGCACCAAACACCUCGAGGUUGACUAUCAUUUCGUACGUGAAAAAGUGGUGCGUGGUGAGCUUCUUGUAAACUUUAUUUGUUCACAAGAUCAAGUGGCUGAUAUAUUCACCAAAGGUUUGUCGUCAUCAAGGUUCAAGACUCUGGUUUCCAAGCUUCCAGUUGUGUCCCGUCCUCUCAGCUUGCGGGGGGAUGUUAGAUCUAGUCCUUCAGUUCAAUCUGCUCCAUCAACUGUACUGCAACAUUCCCUGACAGCAGCACAUGUGGAAUACAAUCUGGACAGCAAGCAUCUGCUCCAUCAACUGCACUGCAACAUUCCCUGACAGCAGCACAUGUGGAAUACAAUAUGGAGA